This is a messenger RNA of Ochotona curzoniae (black-lipped pika), 543 nucleotides long. It is a transcript of the gene RPS23, whose product is annotated as ribosomal protein S23. Gene Ontology annotation, cellular component: ribosome; cytosolic small ribosomal subunit. The record is from RefSeq and is a predicted model, not a curated record. Gene Ontology annotation, biological process: translation. Gene Ontology annotation, molecular function: structural constituent of ribosome. NCBI's taxonomy places the organism in Eukaryota, Metazoa, Chordata, Mammalia, Lagomorpha, Ochotonidae. The transcript has 4 exons. The coding region runs from base 72 to 503 and encodes 143 amino acids.
CCUGCGCGCGGUGCCUUUUGGGUACCCGGCGCUGCGUCGCUCUCUUUGGCUCAGGCCCACGCGUCGGCAAGAUGGGCAAGUGCCGCGGCCUCCGCACGGCCAGGAAGCUCCGCAGCCACCGGCGCGACCAGAAGUGGCACGACAAGCAGUACAAGAAGGCGCACCUGGGCACGGCGCUCAAGGCCAACCCGUUCGGGGGCGCGUCCCACGCCAAGGGCAUCGUGCUGGAGAAAGUGGGCGUCGAGGCCAAGCAACCCAACUCGGCCAUCAGGAAGUGCGUCCGGGUGCAGCUGAUCAAGAACGGCAAGAAGAUCACGGCCUUCGUGCCCAACGACGGCUGCCUCAACUUCAUCGAGGAAAACGAUGAAGUGCUGGUGGCUGGAUUUGGGCGGAAGGGCCACGCCGUCGGUGACAUUCCCGGAGUCCGCUUUAAGGUGGUCAAAGUAGCGAACGUGUCCCUCCUGGCCUUAUACAAAGGCAAGAAAGAGAGACCAAGAUCGUAAAUGUCGGUGUCAGAAGUCUAGUAAUAAAUUUUUCAUGUUC